Paraglomus occultum is the source of this 1398-nucleotide messenger RNA. NCBI's taxonomy places the organism in Eukaryota, Fungi, Glomeromycota, Glomeromycetes, Paraglomerales, Paraglomeraceae. The record is from the annotation of a GenBank genome assembly.
AUGAACAUAAGAAAAUUUCUGUUCUUGACAUGGAUUGCGCUGGCAUUUGUCACAAUUUCGACCUUUGUCAGCGAGGUUACGUCGGAAGAAUUAGGCAGGACCCCGGAACUAAAGAAGAAACACGACUACAAACUUACCUUUAAGAAGCCCUAUUAUUUUAAUGCCACCGUACCCUUCUGGGACAUAUAUGGGAAUACACUUUCUGCACCUGAUUUCAUCCGCUUGGCGCCGGGCGUACCCCGACAGGCUGGUUCGAUAUGGUCUCGGAUACCCAAUCCUCACAAAGAAUGGCAGGUUGUGCUCUCUUUCAAGAUAUCAGGCAAUUAUUAUACGGGUGGUAGAGGCAUCGCAUUCUGGUAUACGAAAGAUCGGGGAAAUCCAGGCCCCAUUAUUGGAAAUCAAGACAAGUGGGAAGGGUUGGGGAUCUUUUUCGAGACCGCCGCUCCAUCAAUUGGGCGAACGUAUCCUUACGUGUCAGCACAUCUUAACGAUGGAACCAAAAAAUACGUCGAGGAGCGAAGUCCGGAAAGUGCCACUUUCGGUUCAUGUUACCGGGUAUUCCGGAAUACUCAGGUUCCGAGUCUAGCACGAAUUACAUACAAAGACAAGAACCUGAUGCUCGAAGUUGAUGCUCAUCACGGUGGAGAGAACUAUCACAAAUGCUUCGAGGCCGAGAAUAUCGAACUUCCAACUGGUUACUAUUUUGGUGUUUCGCUGAAGGAUCAACGCCUGGCAAAUGAUCAUGACGUAAUAGCAUUCGAGACAUACGAAAUCAAUCCAGCGGAGCGUGCCAAGCGUCCACUCCGUCCACACGAGAAAGAUGGGGCUUCAUCGACACCGCCAGAAAUUCCCGAAGAGAUUAGAAAGAGGAUCGAAGAAGUGCAAAAGGUUGUAAAUAAGCCUACGGAAGAGUCAGGAGAGGGAGGUUAUCAAAACUUGGACUUUAUCAAAGGGAUGCAAACUGAGAUCAUGGAACAGUUAGUAAGGCUGCAAUGGCAGCUUGAUUCAAUAGCGGGUAAAAAAGUCAGUGCUCCAGGGCAGUUCCACGUCCCUCCACCUAGGAACGAAAUGCAUCAAUUGGCUGUACUGAACGAGAAACUUGACCAUAUUGUGGCCAGCUUGAUGACGACUGAGGAACAUUCUGUUUCUCCAGUUACAAAAGAAUUGAUUGAUCAACUAAGACACCUCACAUCAAAAAUCACCAUCCUCGAUUCUCGUAUAUCAGCCCAAGACGUCCAACUUCAAAAACUGAAUCAAGCCAUUAACGCGCAAAAACAAAAAGAACCACCUGGGAUAUUGUUUUACGCUUUGUACGGUCUUUUGACAUUGUUCUUGCUGUAUUGUCUUUACUUCGCUUACAGGCAAUAUGAAGAAUCAAAGUCGAAAAAAUUCAUUUAG